AUGAAGCUCCAAAAGGGUCAUCAACCAUCCAUCAUAGGUGGUGAUGGAGAAGUGUUUUAUGAAGCACAAAACCAAGGUAUUGGCGCGCCUCAAUUUGAAGACAUGGUUAACAUGAAAACCAGCCAUGUUCUUUUGAUUGAGCCGCGUCAAUAUCUCACCUUCCACUUCUUUCCAUCUCCACCUCAUCUCAAUCUCAACUCCUUCCUGCUACAAUUACCUGCUGAAACUCUCUACUCAUGGGAUCCCAACUCAACAUAUAUUCAUGAACCCCCAUACUUCAAGAACAUGACCAUGGAUCCUCCUGGACCUCAUGGUGUAAAAGAUGCUUAUUGCUUGCUGAAUUUUGGUGACAGUAUAACCACUGAUCAUAUUUCUCCUGCUGGAAGCAUCCACAAGGACAGUCCUGCUGCUAAAUACCUUCUUGAGCGUGGGGUGGAACGCAAGGACUUCAAUUCUUACGGAAGUCGUCGUGGCAAUGAUGAGGUGAUGGCAAGGGGAACUUUUGCCAACAUUCGCCUUCUUAACAAGCUCUUGAAUGGGGAAGUUGGCCCAAUGACAAUUCACAUUCCAACAGGGGAAAAACUGUACGUGUUUGAUGCAGCAACGGUGAGUUAUGUCCCACUCAAACAGGGCAUGUUUUUGUUUACUGCUUUCGAACUUUUCAAAUGGCAAAACAUACUGCAUUCUAUAUGAUAUUUUCUAGUGCUGAUGUUUUUCUAUAUUUAUUUUCAAAAUACUAGCAGAGAAUGUCUUUAUGACAAUAUUUUCUAAAUGUAACAACUAUCGAGUCUUGCUUGUUCAAAGAGAUGAUAGAGGCUUCUUAUUAUAAGCACCGCAAAGCAUGAUAUUCUAACUAGGGCAUGUGAGCAUUACCCCUUGAUUUGGUAGUAAUACUCGUUUAACUGGUGGAGUAGGGUAUUAUUGUGGCUCUAAAUCCACUG
This is a messenger RNA of Cajanus cajan (pigeon pea), 941 nucleotides long. Lineage: Eukaryota; Viridiplantae; Streptophyta; Magnoliopsida; Fabales; Fabaceae. The record is from RefSeq and is a predicted model, not a curated record.